Molecule: messenger RNA, 1014 nt
Organism: Pyrus x bretschneideri (Chinese white pear)
Lineage: Eukaryota; Viridiplantae; Streptophyta; Magnoliopsida; Rosales; Rosaceae
Product: late embryogenesis abundant protein 2
Exons: 2
Coding region: 69-509 (146 amino acids)
Source: RefSeq, a predicted model, not a curated record
CGAAAGAACAGCAAUCUUACAGUUAUAACUCAAAGAAUUUACGUAUCGCUCAGUGUCGAAAGCAAAAAAUGGCGUCCCACAGACAGACCUACCGAGCUGGUGAAGCCAAGGGCCAAGCUCAGGAAAAGACAAAUCAGAUGAUGGACACAAUUGGGCAGAAGGCCCAAGAAGUAAAGGACAAGACCCACGAGACAGCCCAGGCAGCCCAGGAGAGAGCAAAGGGUGCAACUCAAACAACUAGAGACAAGGGCCAAGAGAAGGGAAAAGUUACGAAGGCAAAGGCACGGCAGAGCAAGGAGGCGACCGAGGAGAAGGCCUCGGAGGUAGGUCAAAAGGCCAAAGACACCACGGACGCUGGCAAGGAGAAGUCGGAGGGGUUCGUCCAGCAGACCGGAGAGAAAGUGAAAAACAUGGCACAGACUACUGCUGAUGCUGUCAAGAAUACGUUUGGCAUGGCAAAGGACGAUGAGGAAGAAGACGUUGUUUACUCUAGGAAGGAGAGGGACUAGUUGACAUUGUCUUAUGUUGGUUUACUGUCUGUUUCUUCAGUAUGUUGUGUGUGUGUGUGUUUUAGUGUGUUUGUUAUGUCGCUGUCAGGGCAAGUAUUUGAAGUCCUGUGCUUCCCUCUCUAUGUGAGAUGGGGAUGGGGUUGUUGUUACACUUGGUUUUAUAGUGUUGUAGGAAUCAGAUUGUAAUUUUCAGUAACAUAUGAAAUGCAAUCUGCCGAAUAAUUUCUGUUAAUUUACUCCACUAUGUAGCUUCUCCAUUUUAUUCUGAUUCGUUACUUUCAUCUGUUUUAAAAAUAUACAAGCCUUAUUCAUCCUAAACGGAAGCAUAAUAGAUUUGUCUCUUUCUUAAAAGUGAAGAUGAUUACUAACUGGGAAUUUUAUUUUGAUUCAUUUAUUCCUUUUUUAUACUUAAUUAUCUUUUUUAUCUUGAAAAUUUGAAUGUGCCUAACAAAUGUCUUGUACACCCAGUGAAAAAAAAAAGAAACAUAAAUAGUCUAGUAAUAGA